Molecule: messenger RNA, 1353 nt
Organism: Aplosporella prunicola CBS 121167
Lineage: Eukaryota; Fungi; Ascomycota; Dothideomycetes; Botryosphaeriales; Aplosporellaceae
Exons: 3
Coding region: 250-1353 (367 amino acids)
Source: RefSeq, a predicted model, not a curated record
AUCCUCUGGCGCGGCAGGUAAUUGUCUAUAUCUCAGAGAGCUAAAAUCACAAUGCUCUUACUACAAGCCGUGCGCUUGUUGCGCGCGCGCGUUCCCAACAUACGUGCUUUCCUGAUCGGUCCACCUACAAAUGACUAAGCACCUUUCACGCUUUCACUACGACUUCACUUCACUUUCACUUCAGGCUCGUGUCUUUCUUUUCUAUUUGGCCUGGUACUUUCUAUUCACUUCUCUCGCUCUGCGUUUAUAAUGUCAACCAUGCCUUCUUUCUCGUUUCUCGGCCAGGUAGCCGCCUUCUUUCAUCUCGUAAUCCUCAGCCUCUUCAUUGGAUGGUUCGUUGCUAAGGAUAUCUUCGCCGCCUUCUACACCAUCCUCUCCUACCUGCCCCCGUUCAUUUCCUUCACGGGCAAAUACAGAUUUGAGGCCGUCGCUAUUUGCACUAUUAUCAUCAUAUAUACGCAGUUCUUCGGCUUUCACUACUACCUCUCUUUUCUUUGGGGUUGGAAAACAUGCCUUGGACCGUGCUUCAGCUCCGACCCUCAGCUCCUCUGUCUACACGACGGCAUAAUGAAAGGGCUCUUACUUCUCAUACUGCCCCACUUCAUCUGGGCCUCUUGGAUAGGCAUAUGGUUCUCGAUCCUCAUACUCGGCAACCUCAAUUUCCUGUACGAAGACAAGAAAGAGCUUUCGGCAUUUGACAGCCUAGUCAGACAAGUUGACAGAGUAACGGGACGCGAACGCUAUUGCAGCAUUUGCAAUAUCCAACAGUCAGAUCUCAUGCACCACGACAAAAUACUCAACAAGUGUUUGCCACUCUUUAGCCAUCACGACUAUUGGUUUAUGCCCCCGGUAUACUUGAAAACCCAAAAGGCAUACCUCUCCGCGAUAGUCAUGUUACCGCUCCAGCUAGUCAUCACGGUUCUGAACUGGUACUACAUCUUUUUUAUGAACGGUACCGUUACAGUUUAUCACAUCGUCUACCUCUCACUCAUCUCUUUCACUGUCAUCUUGGCUCUCCGCGAAGUUGCCGUCAACGGCUACAUAUGGAUCAAUAUAACCCUCUACAACACCAGAAAGCCGGAAAUGGACGGAGUCCGGCUUAGGUUCCGCAGCGAAAAUGGCAAGAUCAGGUUUACGGAGCUGAAUUUUAAGCGUUUGCCUCAGGAUCUUGUCGAUCCUCCUAUUGGCGAAAUGACAUUCUGGGGCGAGGGAUAUGCGAAAUGGGUGUGCGACAAGCAUGUUAAGGUCGAGAAGGAUUCCAAAGUCCCUGGUAUACCGACCGCCCCGCCUCCUGUCUCUCAUGGCGGUAUCCCCGCCAUCACGCUCACCAUCCUCACGCCCACCAACCCUUAG